Molecule: messenger RNA, 738 nt
Organism: Camelina sativa (false flax)
Lineage: Eukaryota; Viridiplantae; Streptophyta; Magnoliopsida; Brassicales; Brassicaceae
Source: RefSeq, a predicted model, not a curated record
AUGGCUGAAAAUUCAUGGACGAGAGAGGAGAACGAGAAGUUCAAGAAUGCACUGGAGGUGUUCUCUGCCUUUUUGCCUACUCGAUUCGAGAAAAUUGCCGAGUGUUUGCAAAAACCGGUGCCUGAUGUUAAGAAGCAUUACGAGGAAAUGGUCAAUGAUCUUUUACGAGGAAUAGCUUUUCCUAAUGAAUUAAAUGAGGCUCAGAGUUCCUACGAGGCAGAGAGAACUAAAUGGAGCAAAGAAACACACGAAUGGUUUCUGAUCGGUUUAAAGCGGUAUGGGAAAGACUGGUGUAAAAUUGCUAUCUUACUGGAUACCAAGAACCCGAUGCAAGUUGCAAUGUAUGCACGUAAGUAUUUCAACUGGCAAAACUCUGAGAAAAAUGUGAUAGAUUCGCCAGGAGCCAACGACAUACCUGAUCUAAGGAACACCAAAAUUGUGAAUGAUGUGAGGAAACGACGGAGACACAACAACAUAACUCUGGUGGACAACAAUGUGGACUCGACAGACGACCGACAAGAGAUUAUUUCUGGCUGGAUUGAACAAGUAUGGGAAAGGAGAAUGGAAGAUGAUAUCAAGAGAAUUUGUCAAGACAAGGAACCAAAUGCAAGUGGGCAACCCAUGCUCAGAAGUAUUACAAAAGGCAGCAAUUGGGGAGCAAGCCAGAUUUUGGAAAGCAUAACCCUCCGCAAUGAUGAUGAUCAUCCGCCGUCCCGAGGCUCUUGUCUUGGACCUUAG